AUGGGGCUCAAGGAACUAUUAGUGCUAAGUGUUGGACUGUGGUGUGCAUUUGGUUAUGAGUUCCCGGGAAUAUUUGAUCCAAACCCGUUUAUCCCAAGACUGGCACCGGAAGUGGUACGAGUGACUUCAACGGUCUAUCAUGGACCCGUAGGAUCAAAAUCGAACAGUGCUGAGGGUGGAAGUGAAGGGGAUAUGGGGUAUGUGAGGUCACAUCGGGAGAAAGGAACGGGAGGAUUUAUACAGCGAGAGUCAUUUCAUCGAAAAGAUGGUAAUGAUUAUGGCCGCGAAAGGCAGGAAGGAUUUGGUGAAUCCAAAGACGAAGGAAAUUACUCCAAGGAAAAUGCUUCACCUUUGAAGGCGAAGAAACGAAACUACGAAGUCACAGAGGAACACAGUGACGAUCAUGCCAACCCCAACCUACACACAAAAUACGGAGUAACGCCAACAAAACCCAUGAGAAAACCUACCGCUCCUGCUCCUGCCAAACCCUCGACAACAACAUCGGCCGCUCCAAAGAGAACAACGCACAGAAACAACCACAACGGAUACGAAACUGUCAUCUACCACUCCCAGGAAAAUGACGACACCGGAAGGGGAUGGCAGGUUGGUCCGAAGUUUGGAGCUGGAGGCAAGGAUCACCGAUGGAGCAAGGAGGUCACUGAAAGAGAACACGAUGAAGAUGACGAAGGAAACAGCGGAAGAGAGGAGGAAGAGGAAGAUGACGGUGAAGAUCACAAUGAGGUUCGUUCCGAUUUUGGAGAUAAUUACGAUCGUUACAGGUACGGUAAUGAUUUUGAGAAGAACUUCCGGGGACACGGUGGAGAGGAUCGUGACUCGAAGAGGCGUCAAGGUUAUGGAGGGACCAAUAAACGAAAAAGCUUCAAGAACUUUGGCAGGAACAAUCAAGAUUAUGACGAUGAAGUAGAUAAAGAUGAAAUUGAUGAGUCAGCUAAUGAAGAUCGAUACCAUGGAGGGGCCGAUGAUGAUGAUGACGAUUAUGAAGGCGAUAUCAAAAGGCAGUAUCAAUACACCAGUGAGGCCGAUUAUGAUGCUCAACGGUAG
Messenger RNA from Uranotaenia lowii, 1062 nucleotides. RefSeq names its product sarcoplasmic reticulum histidine-rich calcium-binding protein-like. The transcript has 2 exons. Lineage: Eukaryota; Metazoa; Arthropoda; Insecta; Diptera; Culicidae. The record is from RefSeq and is a predicted model, not a curated record. Bases 1 to 1062 code for a protein of 353 amino acids.